Messenger RNA from Trichoderma virens Gv29-8, 1938 nucleotides. RefSeq lists its product as uncharacterized. NCBI's taxonomy places the organism in Eukaryota, Fungi, Ascomycota, Sordariomycetes, Hypocreales, Hypocreaceae. Bases 1 to 1938 code for a protein of 645 amino acids. The record is from RefSeq and is a predicted model, not a curated record. The transcript has a single exon. Gene Ontology annotation, molecular function: protein binding.
AUGAACGAGGCAAUCUACCUUGCCGGGCUCUGCCGUUCUGCCCUCAACAACCUAACCACUUACAUGGCCGAUGUGCUCAAGCCUUCGCAAGGCUAUACUGCGGACGAUAUCCUUGCACUGCCUCUUGAUAAACACAGGAUCGAAGACAUCCUAUACGAUCUGCCCAGUCGCAAAUCUACUCGCCACAACUUAGCCGUGGCCAUUGCCUCGUUGUUGCAUCCAGUCCACGAUGGCUCACUCACAGCCAUUAUCCGCUACGACGCCGAUCGAGUCCGUCUCCGCGCAUGGGCAUCUCUCCAACGUCGCUACGACCUGCUACAGGCCACCAAACGCAACGGCAGAAUGGCCCCGGGCAUGACUGGCGGCGUCGAAGCCGGUGUCCAGGCGCCUGCAUGGGCUAGCCGUAUCACCAGACAAGGGCCGUGGGAUCGGUUUAAGAAACCCAUCUCGCUGGACGGCACCAAGGCGAUCCCCAUGCCGGUGAAAGUCGCCCAGGAGGCGGAACUGGCGCCCUUCUUCGAGCAUUUGUCCAACAACGGCAGCCACGAGAUUGACGGCAUCGAGGGCGCUGCCGAGCUCCAUGACGGCCACGGAGAGCCAUACUAUAGCGUUCGCGGCGCAGAGUUCCGCAAAGGCGUCGUGUAUGAAGAUGGCCGGAUGGAUCUCUGCAAAAUGGUUGUCGGACCUGACCAUAUCGGACGCCUGAUGGAUAGCUUGCGUACCAACACACACGUCCGACACUUCUUGCUGGGCAAUAACAUCAUUGGUCCGGCUGGAGUCGAGGCCAUUUCUCGAUUCAUCACCGAGUUUCCGGAGCGCAUGGAUACUUGGUAUCUUGCCGGCAAUUGCAUCCAAGGAGGAGAGAGCUUCAAGAUGCUGGUGGAUGCGUUGAUCAAGUCGCCAGCCGUGUCGAACGUCUGGCUGAAGCGGAAUCCCCUUGGCCCGGAUGCUGCCGAGGACGUGUAUCGCCUCAUUACCGAGACUAAGAAUCUUCAGACGCUGGAUCUUGACCAGACCGAGCUUGGGAACCGUGGCGUUGCUGACUUGUUCACCCGUCUGGCUGCCUAUUCUCCCCCUGAUGGCGGCAAGCUGCCUCUUCGACACAUCUACAUGAAUGGCCUCGGCAUCUCAACUGAGGGCGCUGCAGCUAUCGGCAAGUUCCUCGCAUCGCCACAUUCCGGCGUGACGUCCAUCUACAUGUCCUGCAAUCCCCUUGGUGACGAGGGAGCUCAGGCCCUGGCUGAUGCACUGCCCAAGGCACCGUAUCUGGCUCGACUGUUCUUACAAUCGGUUGGAGUCAGCACCCAAGGUGCCAUGGCGCUGUGCGAAGCCUUGACCGGGCACCCCAGCAUCAGGUCUCUGGAUAUCGGCCAGGCAUAUGCUACCGAAGACCUUGGCCAGGCGUAUAACUAUGUGGAAGACGAGGCAAUCCCAGCCAUGACUCAACUCCUCAGGGGCACGCCUCAGCUGCAGUUCUUCAACUUGGGACACUGUGCCACCACGCCGCCGGGCCUCCUCAAGCUGACCCCAGCGAUUCUUGAGAAUCCCAGCAUUUUGUAUUUCUUUGCAACAUCGAUCUUAGCUGAUACGUCCAGGAAGCCGGUGGCUUUUAUACCGUCAAUCGACACAGCAUUCCCUCAUCCGGAUGCUCCAUCCGCGGAACAAAUCAAGUCGGACAAGGCCAUACGAGAGCAUCUCGAAGCCAAUGUGAAGACAACCUUUGGCCAGGACAUGUCCUAUCCAGACUUCAUGGCUGAAGAGAAACGCUGGCUCGUCAACGACAAAGUAGUGCGCAAAAUCGACAGUGUGUAUCGCAACCGGGAUGCAGGACUGGCGCGCCGUCGCUUGCUGACUCUGGUCAAAAAUUGGGAAGAGGGAGAUGACACUUUGCAGAGAGUCAUGAAUGCUCGUGGAGCACCGAGCUGCUCGUUGCGAUAA